Molecule: messenger RNA, 1209 nt
Organism: Lingula anatina
Lineage: Eukaryota; Metazoa; Brachiopoda; Lingulata; Lingulida; Lingulidae
Product: multivesicular body subunit 12B
Biological process (GO): viral budding; virus maturation; regulation of epidermal growth factor receptor signaling pathway
Cellular component (GO): late endosome; ESCRT I complex
Source: RefSeq, a predicted model, not a curated record
UCAAUGUAGCCUGAGAGGGGACAUAACCUUGGCUACAGAUUAUCCCAUAACCAUCUCCACAAUGCAGAACAUGCAAGACCUGACAGGUUCUCUACCGGGGACAUAUCCCAUCACAGGCCUCUGCAUAGUCUCAGAUAAAUCUGCCUGUCCUGCAGGAUACAGUGUGAUUGCAAGAUGCCAUGACAGUAAUGAAGAAGCUGACCUAUGGAAGGACUCUUUUCUGAGGAAAAAGAUCACCAGAUUUCUUUGUAUCACAAGGGUUUUCCCCCUGGCAAAUGGAGCACUGAAUAAUGUAUUGGCAGAUAUUGCAGUGAUCAAUGAAAAUGAUAACAUGCCAGCUCAGUUCUCUCGUAUUGAAUAUACACAAAACUCAGGGGAUAAAGCAUUAAAAAAGAAGGUUCUUUGUGUAAAGAUGGUCUCAAGGACAAGUGCAAAUGAUGCUAUUAGUGAAAUUAUUUUUCUCAGUAAGCUAAAAAGGCCGCCAACAGGUUACACACUUAUUGGAGACAUCAAUAACCUUCUACUGUGCACAAAGAUUUCCCCAGUGCCACAAGAUGGCUCCACUGGGCAACAAACAUCACUUCCUUACAGUAUGCCGCCAUCAUACAUGUCAAAACCGCCAACUUACUCCAUGGACGCUCAGGCACAGGGACAAAAUUUGCCUUACACAGCUAACCCCAGCCUUGCUCCAUAUAUGCCUCCAAGUCACAGGCGUCCUAGCCCUGUGAUGCAGCCAUCUUGGAUGUCUAGUCAAGGUCAAGGUCACUCCGCCAGCAGUGCAGAAACAAGCGGUCUGGUUAGGCAGGGGAGCAUACAGACUGUGAACUCUCCUCUCUAUGGUAUACCCUUUGAACUUGGUCCUAAUUUGGAAGAUUAUUCCCAUUUAAAAAAUAUGACUAUCCCUGAUGUUAAAUAUAAAACUUUGAUGGAAGUUAUGAGCGAUUACAAUUAUGACUUCAACGCAGAAAAAUCAGCAGCUGCUAGAAUGCCUCCUGAGUGAUCUAAGCCAGUGUUCUUGCUACAUUUGACAUAAUUACAAUACAACAGAGGAGCGUCUGGUGAUCAUUGCGUGGCUUUGUGUCACACCUGACACAAUGUGUUUUAUGAUGUCACAACAACUGCAAUGCCUUAGGGAUUUGUGGCACAUGGAAACCAUAACAAAAACAAGCCACAUAUAUAUAUAUAUAUAUAUAAUAGAUGGAGAUGGUG